Messenger RNA from Athalia rosae (coleseed sawfly), 550 nucleotides. RefSeq names its product peritrophin-1-like. The record is from RefSeq and is a predicted model, not a curated record. Bases 137 to 409 code for a protein of 90 amino acids. The transcript is spliced from 2 exons. Gene Ontology annotation, cellular component: extracellular region. Gene Ontology annotation, molecular function: chitin binding. NCBI's taxonomy places the organism in Eukaryota, Metazoa, Arthropoda, Insecta, Hymenoptera, Athaliidae.
AUUUCUGUAUGCUCGGUAAUUGGUCAAGAUACGAAUCUAUCGUUCGGAUAACACCAAAGUGCAGAGCGGAGAAUCGGUAUAUAAAUGGCUUCGUGCCACCGCAAUUCAUCAGUUAAAUAACUAAAGAUUUAUCGCCAUGAAGGUCCAAAUCUACGCCAUUGCUUUCCUCGCUAUUCUGAGCGUCGCCUACGCCGCGCUCGAAUGCCCCCAAAACGAGGAUGAAACCCAGGACGUUACUCUGCUCGCCAACCCCGAGGACUGCACCACAUUCUUCACCUGCAGCAACGGUUCCCCCGUUCUGACCCAAUGCCCCGAAGGACUCGGAUGGAACGCCGAAGACCGUGUCUGCGACUGGGCCGUCAACGUUGGCUGCGAGAUCCCGGAAAAAGUCCCCCCCAAGGAAGAAUAAAAAUUUCACCAGAAAUUGAUACGCCUCACGAUACCGAAUAACUGAGAACUGCAAAGUUCUCACGAGGACACGAAUAUAAAUGUUAUCCAAUAUGUUUUUCUGAGUUAAUAAAACGCAUGAAUUUUGCCAAUUGCAAUUAAA